AUGUCUACACCAAAUGACAAACAGGAUGGUGGAGAUCUGCGCAUAAGGACUAGUCAAGGUGAGACUUACAUUGCUGCAACACAAAGAGCAGAUGGAACGUGGAGGAAAGCACGACGAGUGAAAGAUGGAUAUAUCCCUCAAGAAGAGCAACCAAAAUAUCAGAAUCCCUCACAAGUGGCGGCAGCAAGUCGUGGCAAGGCUGUGGUAGGAAUUACUCCACGCGAAAUGAAACAAGCCACAGCAGGACCACGACAACCUAUAGCAGCUAUAUUCAAACCAAAUGCAGCUAUAACACCACAUGAACAAAUACAAAAGAAGAUCGACAAAGUCCAGCUGAAACUUGCAGAAAUUGCUAAACUUGAGGAACGCAUAAACAGUGGGGAAAUCAUUCCACUGCCAAACCAGGUGGCGAAAGUUAACCGGAAGACGGAGUAUGAAAACGAGAUCGAAAAGCUCACGGAAGAAUUGGAAAAAUUAUAA
Molecule: messenger RNA, 480 nt
Organism: Necator americanus (New World hookworm)
Lineage: Eukaryota; Metazoa; Nematoda; Chromadorea; Rhabditida; Ancylostomatidae
Exons: 5
Coding region: 1-480 (159 amino acids)
Biological process (GO): exon-exon junction complex disassembly
Cellular component (GO): cytoplasm; exon-exon junction complex
Molecular function (GO): RNA binding
Source: RefSeq, a predicted model, not a curated record